Messenger RNA from Aptenodytes forsteri (emperor penguin), 1908 nucleotides. RefSeq names its product adaptor related protein complex 1 associated regulatory protein (gene AP1AR). The coding region runs from base 1 to 1062 and encodes 353 amino acids. The record is from RefSeq and is a predicted model, not a curated record. Lineage: Eukaryota; Metazoa; Chordata; Aves; Sphenisciformes; Spheniscidae. The transcript is spliced from 12 exons. Gene Ontology annotation, biological process: negative regulation of cell motility; negative regulation of substrate adhesion-dependent cell spreading; regulation of Arp2/3 complex-mediated actin nucleation. Gene Ontology annotation, molecular function: AP-1 adaptor complex binding.
AUGGCCGCAGCUUUCGGCCGGGGAACGGGGGAAGCUCCGCUAGGCCACGGCCGGGGUGGGUUGAAGGGACCGGGGGCCUCACGCCCCGCUUGCCGGACGGCGGCGGGCCCGGGCCCAAGAAAAACCGUAACUGAUGUGGAGAAGUUCGAUGGCUCUUCUCAGCUAAGGCGAACGGUAAGAAAAACCGUAACUGAUGUGGAGAAGUUCGAUGGCUCUUCUCAGCUAAGGCGAACGGUAAGAUCCAAGUAUUUUAGAACAUGUUCAACAGGAGAACACUUCACUAUAGAGUUUGAGAACCUAGUGGAAAGUGAUGAGGGAGAAAGCCCAGGAAGCAGUCACAGACCUCUGACUGAGGAAGAAAUUGCUGACUUGAAAGACAGACAUUACGAUUCCAUUGCUGAAAAGCAGAGAGUUGUUGAUAUGAAACUUCAGUCAGAGUUAGCCUUACAAGAGGAGAAGUUAAGAAUAGAAGAGGAGGCUUUAUAUGCUGCACAACGUGAAGCAGCCAGGGCAGCAAAGCAGAAAAAGCUCUUGGAGCAACGUAGACAGCAAAGGAUAACACAGAGAGCGCAUGCUGUUAAUAAUGGAGAAUAUCAGAGCUCUGUGGCAGAGGAAGAUCUUGAUUCUUUCUUAAGAAAUACAAAAUUCCAGUAUGAAGCUUUUCGAAGUAGUAGACUUUCAUCUGAUGCUACAGUGCUGACGCCCAACACAGAGAGCAGUUGUGACUUAAUGACCAAAACAAAAUCGACGAGCGGAAAUGAUGACAGCACUUCGUUAGAUUUAGAGUGGGAAGAUGAAGAAGGCAUGAACAGAAUGAUUCCAAUGAGAGAACGCUCCAAAACAGAAGAAGAUAUACUCCGGGCGGCACUGAAAUUUAAUAGCAAGAAGACGGGAAGUAAUCCAGCUUCAGCCUCUGACGAUUCUAAUGGAUUGGAGUGGGAGAAUGACUUUGUUAGUGCUGAAAUGGAUGAUAAUGGCAAUUCAGAAUAUGCUGGAUUUGUAAAUCCUGUAUUAGAUUUGUCUGCAUCAGAUGUAAGGAUAUCUGAUCGUCAAGACAGAUAGUGAAACUGCGUGGCCCUUGUUUAUGACCAAAUAAGAUGAAAAGUGAAAUAGAAUGUACAAAACCAAUUUGCUCUUUUAUAACAUGGUUCCCUUUUUCUUACAAAUUGAUCAGCAAGGAAUGGGAAUGACUUGCUAUCUGAAUUAAUUCAGAAUUAAGUGCAAUUUUAUCAUCUACCUUCUAAACUUUUAUGAAAACUGGGAUGAUUCUAUUGUGUAUAUUUCUGGAUAUCUGGAUUUAAUAUAAAAUUAUCUGCACUAAUUUAAGCUUCAUAGCUUGACAUAUCUAUAUUUUAACUAGCCUUUUUUUCUGGAUGAUGUUUCUACUGAUUUUGUUUUUAAAAUUCGUCAUUGGCCUCACAUCUCAGAAACAGUCUUACAUAAUUUAUCUAAUACUUGAAUAUAGAAAAAUAAUUUUAAAAAAUGUUUAUUUCCAAUACGUGCUUUUUGACUUGUUCUUAGCUAUUUAGAGGGUGUACUUAGCCGGCUUCAAAGCAAAGUUCACACAUGGUAAACUGCAGUUUUUCCCUGUCUAGCUUAUAGUCUUCCUAGUCUUGCGUUGUCCUCUUUCCAUUUAUUUUAUUUUCUUAUUACUUUAUGCUAAGCACAGUUAACCUCAAUAAACAUAGUAUAAAUCAUCAGGUUAGGUAAGAUAUUGUCUUGUAUAAUAUGCCAGACUUAGUGUGUGCUAGAUAGAAAAACAACUAUAAAAAUUCUUUAUGCGUCAAACCGGAAACUUUACCCGGUAUCUAGUGGAGAACUGGGAGGACCAAAGUCUUGAUUUCCCCGCCCACCCCCGAACAGACCAACAUCUGUUACUACAUGGUCCUUAAAAUUCAUAGGCUCAUG